Messenger RNA from Prunus armeniaca (apricot), 237 nucleotides. The record is from the annotation of a GenBank genome assembly. NCBI's taxonomy places the organism in Eukaryota, Viridiplantae, Streptophyta, Magnoliopsida, Rosales, Rosaceae.
AUGAUGCUCAGAAAGAGCCAUUUGAGAUCAUGGUUAGAAAGAGGUGGAGAUGAAGGUGGUGGUGGUGAUGGAUUGGGGAAAAGAAAACUAGUACUGAGGGAGAGCCAAGCAAUCUUGUUCAAAGAGCCAUAUGAGAUGAUGCUCAGAAAGAGCCAUUUGAGAUCAUGGUUAGAAAGAGGUGGAGAUGAAGGUGGUGGUGGUGAUGGAUUGGUGGUAAAAGUAUGGGAACCUAGCUGA